Aspergillus nidulans FGSC A4 is the source of this 745-nucleotide messenger RNA. Its product is annotated as glutathione-independent methylglyoxalase. NCBI's taxonomy places the organism in Eukaryota, Fungi, Ascomycota, Eurotiomycetes, Eurotiales, Aspergillaceae. Gene Ontology annotation, molecular function: glyoxalase III activity. The transcript has 3 exons. The record is from RefSeq and is a predicted model, not a curated record. Gene Ontology annotation, biological process: methylglyoxal catabolic process. Bases 32 to 745 code for a protein of 237 amino acids.
GAAAGAGACCAAUACUCCCAAUUCACGCAAAAUGGCCCCCAAAGUCCUCGUUGUCCUUACGUCCUUCGACAAGAUCGAAGCCAACAACCAUCCUACAGGAUGGUACCUUCCUGAGUUUGCACACCCUUGGGAAGUCCUGCACUCCAAGACCGAACUCACAAUCGCCUCGCCUAAAGGCGGCGCUGCCCCUCUCGAUCCCUCCUCUGUGAAAAUGUUCGAGAACGACCCCGUCUCCGCCAGGUUCCUGAAAGAGCAGGAAUCUCUCUGGAAGAAUACACUGAAGCUGGAGGAGGUGCUCCCCCGCGCGGAGAAGGGAGAGUUCGAUGCCAUUUUCUAUGUCGGAGGUCAUGGGCCAAUGUUCGAUCUCGUGACUGACAAAACCUCCAUUGCGCUAAUCCAGUCCUUUGCUAAGGCCAAGAAGCCAGUCAGCGCUGUCUGCCACGGUCCCUGCGUUUUCGUGAAUGUCACUACACCCUCCGGCAAACCGCUCGUCGCAGAUGCGGAAGUCACCGGGUUCUCGAAUGUGGAGGAGGACCAGGUCGAUCUGUCCAAGGUGAUGCCGUUUAUGCUGGAGGAUGAGCUGAACAAGAAAUCGGGCGGCAAGUAUGUCAAGGCUGAUCAGCCAUGGGGAGAGAAGGUUGUGGUCAGUCAGGUGAAGGAGUUGGGCGGUCCGCUCAUCACGGGACAGAAUCCGGCAAGUGCGACGGGAGUGGGAAAGGCACUUCUGGAAGCUCUGGGGGCGUAA